CAGCUUAAACGAAAGAAUUGUCCUUAUCUACUUGCAGGCUGAAACGGCCUCUUUAUUUGUUAUUCUUUCCCCAGCACAGCACCCAGGACCAAGGAAGCACUCUGGGAGACCCCCACGGAUCAUGCACCAAGAAUUCAGUUCAGGUGCUUGGCAGACGGGCACCAGUAUCUACUAGCCAGCAAGAUGGAGACCCUGUCCUUACAUUCCCAGAAGGAGCUGACAGUGUGUAAGGCUGAAGACCGCCAGGAAAGUGGAGUUCCACCGAAGGGGGUCCCUGCCCCUGGGGAUGAGGUGUCCAGCCAGCUCUCCAACGGGUACUCAGCGGUUCUGAGCCCCAGUGAAGAAGAUGACUCUCAGCACUGCAUCCCAGCUGCCACCACCGCCCAGGCGGCUGAGGUUCACCAAGGGGAACGAGAGACCUGGGGCAAGAAGAUGGACUUCCUCCUGUCGGUCAUUGGCUACGCCGUGGACCUGGGCAAUGUCUGGCGCUUUCCCUACGUGUGUUACCAGAAUGGAGGCGGGGCGUUCCUUAUCCCCUACACCAUCAUGGCCAUUUUUGGAGGGGUCCCACUCUUCUACAUGGAGCUCGCGCUGGGCCAGUACCACCGAAACGGGUGCAUUUCAGUAUGGAGGAAAAUCUGCCCCAUUUUCAAAGGGAUCGGCUACACUAUCUGCAUCGUUGCCUUUUACACCUCCUUCUACUACAACACCAUCAUGGCCUGGGCGCUCUACUACCUCGUCUCCUCCUUCACCGCCCGGCUGCCCUGGACCAGCUGCGAGAACCCCUGGAACACGGGCAACUGCACCAACUACUUCUCUGAGGGCAACGCCACCUGGACAGUCUACUCCACAUCGCCUGCGGAGGAGUUUUACACGCGCCACAUCCUGCAGAUCCACCGGUCGGAGGGGCUCCAGGACCUGGGGGGCAUCAGCUGGCAGCUUGUCCUCUGCAUCACGCUGAUCUUCACUAUCAUCUACUUCAGCAUCUGGAAAGGAGUCAAAACAUCCGGCAAGGUGGUAUGGGUGACAGCCACCUGCCCUUAUAUCAUCCUGUUGGUCCUGCUGGUCAGGGGGGCCACCCUCCCCGGAGCCUGGAGGGGUGUUGUCUUCUACUUGAAACCCAACUGGCAGAAACUCCUGGAGACAGAGGUGUGGGUGGCUGCUGCCUCCCAGAUCUUCUUCUCUCUUGGUCCUGGCUUUGGGGUUCUACUGGCUUUCGCUAGCUACAACAAAUUCAACAACAACUUUUAUCAAGACGCCCUGGUGACCAGCGUGGUGAACUGCAUGACGAGCUUGGUUUCGGGAUUCGUCAUUUUCACGGUGCUUGGCUACAUGGCUGAGAUGAGGAAGGAAGAGGUGUCCGAGGUGGCCAAAGACACAGGCCCCAGCCUCCUCUUCAUUGCAUAUGCGGAAGCCAUAGCCAACAUGCCGGCAUCCACAUUCUUCGCCAUCAUCUUCUUCUUGAUGUUAAUCACACUGGGGUUGGAUAGCACGUUUGCAGGCUUGGAGGGGGUGAUCACAGCUGUGCUGGACGAGUUUCCGCACAUCUGGUCCAAGCGCCGGGAGCUGUUUGUGCUCUGUGUGGUUGUUACCUGCUUCUUCGGGUCCCUGGUCACCCUGACUUUUGGCGGGGCCUACGUGGUGAAGCUGCUGGAGGAGUACGCCACGGGCCCCGCGGUGCUCACCGUCGCCCUGAUAGAGGCUGUCGCCGUGUAUUGGUUCUACGGCAUCGCCCGGUUCUGCAGCGAUGUGAAGGAGAUGCUGGGUUUCAGUCCGGGAUGGUUCUGGAGGAUCUGCUGGGUGGCCAUCAGUCCCCUGUUUCUCCUGUUCAUCAUUUGCAGUUUUUUGAUGAGCCCGCCGCAGCUGCGACUUUUCCAGUAUAAUUAUCCUCACUGGAGCACCAUCCUGGGCUACUGCAUAGGAACCUCGUCUUUCCUCUGUGUCCCCACGUAUGUGAUUUACCGGCUGAUCAGCACUCCAGGGACUCUGAAGGAGCGUAUGAUUAAAAGUAUCACUCCAGAAACGCCAACAGAACUUGCCGGAGGGGACAUCCGCUUGAAUGCCGUAUAA
Molossus molossus (Pallas's mastiff bat) is the source of this 2070-nucleotide messenger RNA. RefSeq names its product sodium-dependent serotonin transporter-like. Gene Ontology annotation, cellular component: neuron projection; plasma membrane. The record is from RefSeq and is a predicted model, not a curated record. The transcript is spliced from 14 exons. NCBI's taxonomy places the organism in Eukaryota, Metazoa, Chordata, Mammalia, Chiroptera, Molossidae. Gene Ontology annotation, molecular function: serotonin binding; serotonin:sodium:chloride symporter activity. Bases 184 to 2070 code for a protein of 628 amino acids. Gene Ontology annotation, biological process: serotonin uptake; sodium ion transmembrane transport.